GGCUGCUUGUCGGCGGACGGCAGGGGGACCACUGCAUAUGGGGCAAGAAAGGAGCCUCGAAGGCGAUUAAAAGCUUCUCGUAGCAUGGCUUGGGAAAAGUUGUUCCUUAUCGGACCGAUGGAAGUGAAUGCCUGGACAGUUGGCUCCAAUGGCCCUACCGAGAUGUGCGGGGUGAUUCCCGAGAUUAACGAACUAGGCAAAAUGACAACGGAGGAGGAGACAGAUAACGAUAAGAAUGAAGGAGAACCAGGCUUAGAAGGCAGUGCCGCGCAAAGCGAAGGGGGGCAGAAGGACAGAGAAUCGAUAAAUCCGGAUGGUACCAAAGGGAAGCGGAAGGAAAUCUCCACAGGAGAAAGCUCGGGGAAAGUCGGGGGAAGCAGGCAAGGGACCCAGGGGACCAAGGAAGGCAGAAAUAAGGAUAGGACAAGCCCCCAAAACUCGGAAGGAGCCAUGCCUAAGAAAGUAAGGGUCRCGGAYACRAGGCGCAAACUAGCCGAGAUAGACAAGAGGACCGCGGAAUACAAGGCAAGAYUGAUUGAGGAAAUGAUGACUGGGAACGAAGAAGGUCCUCUGCAGGAGGAACCYYGGGACGAACGGAAAGCCAGCCAAGGUGGGACUGAACAAGGGGAUAAAGGUAGUGACCGUGGGGGAACGCCGAGCAAGAGAAGGAAAGAGAGAGAGAACUCUCCGGGGAUGGAAGCAGAAAAGGCUACGACUCCACCAGCCAUGGAUAGUAGGGCUAGCUGCCUGCCGAUCACCGCAGCAGUAGCGCGAGGAUGCGAAAGACUUUGGAGCCUUAGGGAAAGAGUGUUGGGAUGGUUUGACCCGGAAGGGACUAUGAGAACCAGGGAGGAACAGAAGGCCGACAAGGAGAAUCCGGAUAGCAGUGUGGCGGGCGAGGCCAGCAGCUCCAGGGGCGGCCUUAAGAAGAUAGUGUCGUCCCUCGCGCGAGCACUAAACAAAAAUCAAGGCUAUCUGGCAGAUGCCAAGAAAAAACUGACUUUCGAUGGAGCAAACAUCACGGAGUUCCUGAUCGACUACGAGAACCUAGCUGCGUUACUAAAGUGGACCGAGGAGGAAAAGAUGGACCACCUAGGACAGCAUGUGUCGUUAAGCCUAGGACGGGACAUAAUGGUAAUUGUAGCCUCAAGCCGGUCUUGGAAGGAGACCCGGGAUGUGAUAAUGAGGAAGUACCUGGCGGCGGAGAAAAUGGCAAUGGAGGCCGACCUAGCGGCAGUUCAGAGGAAGAACUUCGCAACGUACAACGAUUUUCUACGGAAAUUUACUCUAGUAGCACUAAGGAUCCCCGGGGUCACGAACCGGAUAAUGAGCAAAUAUUUCCUCAGGCAGUUCUCCGAGUUCGACAAAGACAAGAUCCUGUCAGCCUACCAACAGACGAGCAAGUUCGUAAACACGCGGGAUGUUGAUUUUAGCACGGUAAUAGAUCUGACUGAGAAAACGGUAGUAAUGGAGACGUUGGCCUUGCUCAAGGAAGGAGAGAUCAUAGAUCUGACCGAAGCCGAGCCGGUGGGCGAGAUCAUCUGGGAUCAACGCCAGGGGCGCGGGCCGCAGGUCAAUUUUAUUUUGGAAAAAGACAGACGUGAUAGGGUGAACGCGACUACUCGGCUAGGGACGACUGGGAGAAGGAUUAACCGCGACACCGUGAUAGAGGAGGUUGCUGGAAGUUCGGAACCCCAAGCAGAGCCUGAGGCCGAGGAACCGGAAAAGGUCUAUGGGAAACCUAGGGAAGAGGAGCCUGCCGACAAAGUUACCGCUAUCAAGAAGAAGUUUAGGUACCAAAUCCCGAUCUUAUCCUUGCUAGAAAUCGACGACACCAUUAGCAAGUUACUAGGAACCAUGGUGUCAGUGUCUUUUCAGACUAUGCUACAGGCUAACCCUAGGUUGCUCAAAGGGCUUAGACAACUGUUGACCCGGCGGCGAGUAGAAAUAGGCGACAACCCCGAAUUACCAGAAGGGGAGAGGGAGGACGAAGUUUCGCGAGAAGUGGCUAACCUGCAGAGAAGUCGAGGGGACUUGGAGGAUCUCGAAAAGGCCUUUGCAGACAUCCGUUUGAGCUUGCCCGACCGAGAGGGUGGCGAAGUCAUGAGAUCGCCACCCGGGACGAAGCUUAGCUUUCAUGCGCUACCCGUAGGGAAACUGAAAAUCCAGAUCGGGAGUCAUCACACCGACGCAUUAGUAGACGGGGGAGCAGAAAUCACUCUCAUAAGGAGAGAUUUCGCAACGAUCACGGGAUGUACGGUAAACAAGGAAGUAACAGGGAGCAUCCGGGGAGCUGGCGGGGAAAUCCCGUUCGUUGGGUACGUCACAAAGUGUGCUGUAAAGGCAGGGGUCAGGGAAUCGAUCUGGUCGUUUCAGCGAAUGACCGUAAUGGAGGAAAUGGACCACGACAUAAUCCUCGGGAGACCAUGGUUCGCGAACAUAGAGAUGAUAGGCAUGCACUUGCACGAUGGCUCGUACAUGGUAGACAUAGAGGACCAUGUGACCGGCCGGGGAGAGCUCCUUCGACUCCUUGGAAUGGGAGGAGACCCCCCGAAGGGAAAACUGGCAACAUGGUCGAUGUCGUUCGAGGAUAGCACGCGGAAAGGGGCUUUCGCACGGAUGGAGGGUAUGAGAGAAAGGGCAGAAAUCAUGAUUGAGGAAACAUUCAACAAAAAGGAGUGGAUCAAGAUUAGCCUGCCCCAGAAGAAGAGGACGCAGAAGGACGAAGUCCUAGGUGUUAUGGUAGCGGAAAAGGAGUGAGAGGUCGAACUUGGUGCUAGCCUACCCAAACGGAAAGAAGUACGCAUAGACGUGCCGAAAAUCGCACUC
Chara braunii is the source of this 2829-nucleotide messenger RNA. Lineage: Eukaryota; Viridiplantae; Streptophyta; Charophyceae; Charales; Characeae. The record is from the annotation of a GenBank genome assembly.